Hymenoscyphus albidus is the source of this 1181-nucleotide messenger RNA. Lineage: Eukaryota; Fungi; Ascomycota; Leotiomycetes; Helotiales; Helotiaceae. The record is from the annotation of a GenBank genome assembly.
ACUCACUCCCUCUUCGGUUCUUCCUACGCUUUCACUUCAUAUUUUUCUUUAUCAUAGUUCUAUUUCUUCCUUUUUCUAGCUUUUAACAUGCAACUCCUCUUAGUCGUUCAAUAUGCUGCUAUUUUAGCACUGCAACUUACUCCCAUCAAUGCAAACCCAGCCCCAAACGCAAAGGUCAAUGCACUUGUCUCUCGAGCAGCAGGCACACGCAAUGAUCCUCAUAUCGUCGACAUGCCAUGUACCGAUAUGGAAGAUGUAUGUGAAGCAGAUUGUAUAGCAAUUCUUUGCCACGGUAAAGAUCCGGUCAUGUUAGUGCAUCCCCUAUGAAAUAUGUAAAAUUUAAGACUAAUCAAAGAAUAGGCAAAAGCUUGCUGGGACCGCAGAUGCAAAGAAGAAGCAAAAGGAAGAUAAUUACAGAAAAAGUGGAGCAUACUUUGUUCCAUUCGAUGAGCCUUUGGAUAUGCAAAAGAAGCGAGGCAUUUCAGUUCCGAGCGGUCUCAUUCCAGGAGCACCGGUUUUCAAUAGCGCAGAGGAAACAACAUAUGAGUCAACUCAGCAAGGUGGGACAAACUGCAUUAUCUUCCCCGUUCCUCGGGAUCAACAAACUCGUAAGUGUUGUUAUUGCUUCUACUCCUAGAACUUUCUAAUGAAUAUAUUGUAUAGUCCAAGGAGGCAAUAUGCAAAACCAGUUUGGUCGUGUUGAUGAGGCUCUCAGAAAUAUACCCGAUGGACAGUUCUUCAAGCAAAGAUUUUCAUUCUUGAACUCGGAUACGUAAGAUCAUCAAUAUUUCGUGGUGCAAACUAUUUGAACUAAACAUGCAAUCAGACCACAUUGCUUGGCUCUUCAACAAAUCCCACCAGAUACUUCGAUUUGCCACAAGGAGAAGAAGAACAAGUGGGGAUUCGACAUGAAGAAGUUUGCUUUCGUAAUGGAUCAAGCUGCUAAGAAUCCACGAACUUUUACCAACUUGUUUGGUGGAUACAAGCGCAAGAGAAGCGAUGGUACAUAUGAACCAAUUGAGGAGGCCCAAGAGGUUCAAGAUGAGUAGUAUACUGAUAGAAUGAUGCAUACGUGUUGUAUACCUGGGUUGGAUAUAUGGAGUUAUAUUACUGUGUUUACAUUUAUUUUUCUCGGUUGGAAAGGAGUUAGGGCAUCGAGUUUCCACAAUGAUUCAAGUUCC